AUGAGUCCGUCCUGGGAUUCCAAUGGCAGUAGCGUUGACGAUGAGAAGGACAAAGUAGAAAAGGUGCUUUUUUCCUUGGUAAUAACAGCUGUGUUUGACCGCAAUGUUAACUGUCGAAGGGCUGCCUCAGCUGCUUUCCAGGAGAACGUUGGAAGACAGGGUACAUUUCCACAUGGAAUUGAAAUACUCACAGCAGCUGACUAUUUUGCAGUUGGAAAUCGGACCAAAUGUUUUUUGAAUAUUAGCAUUUACAUUGUUGGAUUCCCUGAGUAUACACAACCUUUGAUCGAUCAUCUGAUACAAAAGAAAUUUAACCACUGGGAUUGUGCCAUUCGAGAACUCACGGCAAAGACCCUUCAUAAUCUUACUCCACAUGCUCCAGAAUAUAUGGCAAAUAUUGCUUUGCCAAGAUUGUUACCUUUAGCAACAGGCAUCGAUUUGAACACUCGUCAUGGAGCUGUCUUGGCCUGUGCAGAAAUUGUUUAUGCACUGUAUAAAAUGACUCUUGAGAACAACAGACCAGUGACUGACUAUAUUAAUGAGAAUACAUUGGAAAGCCUGAAGAACAUUCAUCGAAAGCUUUAUAACUGCCAGUUAUAUAGGGGGUUUGGUGGAGCAUUUAUGAGACCAGCAGUUUGCUGUUUCAUUGAGAGAAUGUCACUGUCAAAAAUGCCUUUGAAGAAUGACCCUAUAAUUGAUGAAUGGCAGUGGCUUAUUGAUGACAGUCUGAAAAGCAUACAUCACUUUACCAGCACUGCAAAGCAGAAAAUCAAGUUUCAGGAAGCUGUGAUCUCAGCACUGACUGCUUUGUGCAAUGAGUACUAUCAAACUGCCCAGGGAACUGCAGAUCCUGAAAUACAGAAUAAGCUAGUGGACAAAUAUAUUUCAGAACUUCAACUUUCUGAAGAAAUGACUCGCUGUGGAUAUUCUUUGGCUUUGGGUGCACUUCCUAAAUUUAUGCUCAAUGGUAAACUCCACCAGGUGUUAGAAGGACUACAGAGAGUCACCUGGAUCACAGUGAAAGAUACCACCUUUGCAGAAGCGAGGAGGGAUGCACUAAAAGCCAUUGCUCAAGUCUGUAAAACUGUAGGAGUGAAUGAAGAUGGACCAUGUGAUCAAGUCGUCUGCCGAAAUAAUGUGUCCCAGAUCUACAAUAGUCUUUUAGAUUGUUUGAAUGACUAUACUACUGACAGUCGAGGGGAUAUUGGAGCAUGGGUACGAGAAGCUGCCAUGACAAGUUUGAUGGAAGUAACAAUACUCCUUGUACAAACUCAACCUCAGCUCAUCUCUCCUGAUAAUUGUAGACAAAUGAUGUGCUACUUGGCUCAACUGUCAGCUGAGAAGAUUGAUCGAUUUCGAGCACAUGCUGGCUCAGUUUUUCUUCGAAUUCUGCACUUUGACAACCCUGUAGUUCCACACAUUCCACACCGGGAGGAGCUAGAGAAUAUUUUUCCACGGUCAGAAUUUGAAACACUGAAUUGGAGUGCGCCCUCUCAAGCUUUCCCUCCUAUCACAAAGCUUCUGGGACUUCCAACUUACCAGUACCGUGUUCUGCUGGGUCUCACUGUUUCAGUAGGAGGACUUACUGAAUCCACGGUGCGAUAUUCAGCCCAGUCACUUUUUGAUUAUCUCAAAACAAUCCGAAAUGACCUGGAAGCCAUGAACAAGUUUUGUGGAACAUUAAUACAAAUCUUUAAGGAUAAUCUACAUAAUGACAGGGUGUCCAUCCCUAUGCUGAAGAUGCUUGACCAAAUGCUGGCUAAUGGAUGCUUUGAUAUUUUCACAGGAGACGAAAGUCAUUUCUACGCCAAAGAGUUGCUUACCCUCUGCAAGGAAGAAAUCCGGAAGUCCAAAGAUGUCCAGAAGCUUCGAGCUAGCAUUUCCGUGUUCUGUGGUCUUAUUCAGUUCCAAGGUGAAAUCAGAAAAAAUGUUCUCUUCCAGCUCUUACUGUUGUUGUGCUACCCCUUCCCAAUAAUAAGGAAGACGACUGCUAGCCAGCUGUAUGAAAUGCUUUUAACAUAUGAUGACGUAAUUGACGCAGAAGUAUUGGAUGAAGUGAUGGCGAGUCUUAGUGACAACAACUGGGAUGCUGAUCUUCCCACAGUCCGAGCUCAACGGAAUCACCUAUGUGAUCUGAUGGGAGUCCCGAAACCAAUAAUCGCUACUAAGCUGCACCAAGGCGUUCUAUGAUGGAAGAUUUAUCAUGUGUUUGGACAAACAAGGGCAUGCAGAGAGCUAAAUGUGUGUUCAGUCUACUGGAUCUCAGAUGCCUUUCACAAACUGUUCCAAUCUGGAUGCCACUACAAAGCAAGGCAUGUAAGAAGAUGCCUGAAGAGCUGCUCAGCAUGUGAAAAUACAAACGAAUAAAGAGUAGACUGUGUUCAACCUCAGCAUUCCCCUCCAGAUGUUGUUCUUGAUGUGGUUACCAAUUUCCUUAAGAUCCUACAGGGGGUAAAAUGCUGAAUGAGUCAGAUGUGAAUGCACUAAUGUUAGCAAAUGUGUUUUUUAAUGUCGUGUUUAGAUGUAACCCUUCCCCCACAAGAUGGCACCUCUGCUCCCUCAACGUCCUUUAUUCAGGUAGACUGUACAAGAGUGAACGUUCUGUUUUGUAUAUCAGCCUGACCCUAAAACAUUCUUCAAUAAAAUCAUGAGUUUUGCUUCUACUUCA
Molecule: messenger RNA, 2668 nt
Organism: Stegostoma tigrinum
Lineage: Eukaryota; Metazoa; Chordata; Chondrichthyes; Orectolobiformes; Stegostomatidae
Gene: tbcd
Product: tubulin folding cofactor D
Exons: 27
Coding region: 1-2190 (729 amino acids)
Biological process (GO): post-chaperonin tubulin folding pathway; tubulin complex assembly; adherens junction assembly
Cellular component (GO): lateral plasma membrane
Molecular function (GO): GTPase activator activity; beta-tubulin binding
Source: RefSeq, a predicted model, not a curated record